AUUGUGACUUCAACUGUCAGAUUUGAACUUGGGGGAAAAUAAUCAAAAUAGACAAAAAACGAUGUAAUCAUAUUUGAGUUAGUGCGUUUUUUAUUUCAGUCAAACAAACUAUUCCCAAAUUUUAGCCCAACCAUCGACCGAGUUUGUUGACUGGAAAUUCUAGUGGUACUUAGGGGUAAUUGGAUCAACAGAAGUUAGAGAAAGCAAAGGCAGGAAGCAUGUCAAUAUUUAGGAAUAUUCUUACAAAAACUACUUGUCAGUUAAAGACAUUUUCAAGACUAAGUACCCAGGUCAGAAAAUGUAGCAAUAUUUCUGAGAGUUCCCUACCAGAUAAAGGGCAAGAUGAGUUAAUAGAUUUUGAGGUUUCGACAAAAGAAAUGAAAUAUGUUGAAAGGUUAAUGCCACAGUUAACAGUACCAGAGGUACCAAAACAUUCUUCUUAUCCAACACCAUCAGGAUGGGUUCCACCAAGAGAAGAAGCCCUGUCACUGCCAUAUCAAGUGAGAAGAACAAAGAAUCAUAUGUUGCCGGUGUAUCAUGAACAGACACAUCAAAAUAGACAUUGUGUACACAUAAGAAAGGUGGAAGGAGAUAUUUGGGCCUUAGAAGCAGCCCUAAAGGAGCACUUACAGCAACUAUAUCCUGAUAAACAAUUAACCUCUCAAGUUCAUGAAGUAGCUAGAUCAAUUAGAAUUAAAGGGCAUUAUAUUCAUGAUGUCGCAGAUUUCCUCAUCAGUAAAGGUUUUUAACAAUGUUUGCAACCGAAGAACAGAUACUUUAAUUGCAAAGAUGGCAGAUCAGAUGUAGAAGAAAUUAACUCGCUUUAGAUUGAAAGUAUUUAGUUUAAAGUUGUUACUAGGAUUUAGAUAAAUAUUUAUAUUACCAUAAAAAUUAGUUGGUUUCUCUAUGCCUACCCAUGUCUGUCCAGAAUUGUUGUUAGCACAACAUUUGUUUAAUUAUUCUGAUUUUGUUGUUUACAGAAUGAUUGAGAUCAUUCAACUUACUGAUUUUGCAGAG
Messenger RNA from Patella vulgata (common limpet), 1017 nucleotides. Its product is annotated as 39S ribosomal protein L49, mitochondrial. Gene Ontology annotation, biological process: translation. Gene Ontology annotation, molecular function: structural constituent of ribosome. Bases 219 to 749 code for a protein of 176 amino acids. The transcript is spliced from 4 exons. The record is from RefSeq and is a predicted model, not a curated record. Lineage: Eukaryota; Metazoa; Mollusca; Gastropoda; Patellidae. Gene Ontology annotation, cellular component: mitochondrial large ribosomal subunit; ribosome.